This is a messenger RNA of Chaetomium globosum CBS 148.51, 3537 nucleotides long. RefSeq lists its product as uncharacterized. The record is from RefSeq and is a predicted model, not a curated record. Gene Ontology annotation, molecular function: transcription coregulator activity. Lineage: Eukaryota; Fungi; Ascomycota; Sordariomycetes; Sordariales; Chaetomiaceae. The transcript is spliced from 3 exons. Bases 1 to 3537 code for a protein of 1178 amino acids. Gene Ontology annotation, biological process: regulation of transcription by RNA polymerase II. Gene Ontology annotation, cellular component: mediator complex; core mediator complex.
AUGGACAACAGCGUACACAACAACAGCAAUACUACCCAUCCAGACAAGAGCAGAGCUUCCAUUGUCAACGGCGUCAGGGAGGAACGCGUGUCACUCAGCACAGAGCCUCCAGCUGGCGUUAAAGGGGGUGACAAUGGACCGAUCACAGUCGGAGAUUACAACAAGCUGGAGAGCAGGUUACAGGGUGCCGGGAUGGAGGACUCCGUGGAUGAACUCCAACACAUUACCGACGAUGUCAUGCCACUAAGCCUGCUAUUAAGCAGGCUCGCACAAUUCUCCCAUCUGAAACUCCAGGAGCUCAUCCUUGACUUGGCGUCGAAACCACUCCCAGAGAACACGCUGAACGGCAAUGCCAAGGGAUCGAUGAACAGCAGCAUAAAUGGUAAUGUUAACGCUGGCGUCAAUGGCGUCCCCAAGCUCCCCAGUCCAGCGCUCGAAGACACAUCGCCCGAGAGCUUGAACAAGAAAACUAUGAUUCUCAAGUUCAUUCAGGACCUGCACUCAAGAUGGGUCAAGGCGUUAGUUAUCACGGAAUGGGCCAGGAACGCCGACGAAGUCGGCAAGCUCAUCGACCUGAGGACACAUCUUGCGGCGAAGCUGGAGUUGUACAACAGGGCCUUUUGGAAUAUGGUCAACCUCAAGCAUGAGAUGGCCUUCGCCAAGGUUCCUAGUCCGGAUUUGAAGACGGCCCUGGAGGUACUUAGCACAGGAGCCGUUCAUUGGAUGCCAGACUUUGGCUACCUACCCAAGCCACCCCUGACGACGCAAGAAACCUUGCAUUGGCUUAAUGAAAUCGAGGUGGUUCUUCACAUGAGAUUACAGCUGCACGAGUACGAACAGAUCCCGGAGCCAUGGAAGGAAUACAAAAUCGACAACGGACGGGUUACCUUUACGGUGCCUGGCGAAUUCGAGGUAGAUCUCACGAUAUCCGACGAAGACUUUGACAAGCAGUUCUGGUUUUUGGAUUACCGAACCAUCUUCAGCCCGUCACCGUCCAAACUCUCGGACGGUGCCCGGGGGUUCAUCGAGGCCCGUGUCAACACGAUUCUCGAAACCGAAGGGUUGCUAGGGUGCUACAAGUAUCUCCACGAAUUGACCCUGACUACGAAGAUUGGGGAAUUUGCCCGACAGGCUGUUGAGCUCAGCCGCACCGGGUUGUGGACUCAGACGCUAAGAGUUGAGAGGUUGAACAGGGCUCUGGGGAUCCAGUACUGGUCCCAGAGUUUACAUACCCAAGAUUCUCAGAGCUGGAUUCUCCUCGGGGUGCAUAGCGGCAAGUCCUCGGAUGGAGCCGACGACCCGAGCUCCCCAAGCAGACUCAUGCUCCAGUGGUUCCGGGAUGGGAAGGAAGUCAAGGAUGCUGACAUUCCGCUGGACACCGACACCAUCUCUACCGAGAAACUGUUGAUGACCGUCAUUUCUAGACACAUCAAGUACCUCCUCUCGUCAAUUUACAACUCCCUCAGCAGCAAACCUCGAUAUGCGCAGAAACGGGGCAGGUUGUCAUUACGAAUCUCGGACCCCCCGCAUCUAGAUUGUGCUCUGACGAUGCAGACUCUCGGCGCCGACCACGCCGUUCUCGGUAUCGGUCCGUGGUCGGGCAAUUUCUUCUUCGCCGACCGGCCUCCCUUUGGAGUUGGCUGGGCGAACAAAAUCAACACAUUACGAAAUCCUGUGACGGAGGCCCCAGUUGUCCUGGAGCAGCUCAGAUGGUAUCAUAUGACGCUUCACCUGAGGACACUGCCGAAGCCUGCCGACUGGAAGGUCCUCCCGAAGGCCCCGGUCCCGCUCGACGAGGUGAAGCGCGUUGUGUACUCGCGUGCUUCGACCACCCGAGAACCAUUCCACGCCAUAUUCUUGAGAAACUCUCGUUGGACUCCGCAGUGGUUCGCCAUGAUGAGUUUGAGCCUCGGUGGCGAUCGCUGGUGGACGGCCGAGGGCCACGGAAUACCGGGCCUACGCAUCAACAUCUUCACCGAACUUUCUAUCACACCUACCGACCUAUUGCUUCCAUCAAGUCCUUUGUUUUCGAAACUCACCCAGCACGCAACGAACAUCAUGGAUCAGAUUCAUGAUUUCCGCGUCCUCCAUCAACAACACAUACAAUAUACCGCCAGAAAAGCCAGUCCCGAUGGUCAUAGAACGACAGUCGUGCUCUCGGCGGACAUGUUACCGCUUCAGCCGGACCCCGACGGCACCACACAACCGACGUGGGCUGGUAGAUUUAUCCAGCUCGACUACAAAGGACCAGCCCCUAUUACGCCCUCAGAGUACCGCGAGUCUCUCGCCGAUCCGAAAUCGGUUCGAAGGCAACCGACACGGCAAAAGGUCAUGAUCGAGGCAACCGUCGGCGUCCUUCACCCUACCAAAUUUCGUCUCCUCCGGCAUAGGCUCGAUCGUGAUGUGCUAUACGACCGUCGGCUUGGCCACUUUACUUUGCGCUUCCAGCCAGCAUCGGGCGCCGGAAUCAUUCCGCUGCUCCGGAGCCGUGUGCAGUCACUCGACCGCUUGGUAGACAUUGUCGACGCUCUCCACUUGAGAGGCAAACAAAUAUCUCCCAAGAAAAUCACGCUCCGCGAGAUAGUGUUCUCGUAUGGCAAUGGAUCCCCAACAAUGUCGCUCUCCAACCCCCGCCCGAAAUUUGGUGGCAACAAACAGCGAUCGUGGGAAGUGCGCCUUAAUCUCGCCGCGGAGCAAGGCGUGGACGUGAUUCUCGAAGCUGGCAACCCACACUUGCGCGCUAUUGACUACUUACGCUCCGCGGCAAACUCGGUCCAUCUCAAAAAGUUGCCGGCGUGGUUUGUAUUCACACUCCCACUAUACGAGGCACUAGAGCAGUUGCACGACUCGUGGGACGCGAUUCUUGCGAAAGACCUAGGGACGUGCUACGUCUUCCACAAGUCGCUGGACUGGUUAACGAUCCGCUUCGCACUCUCCGGCGCUAAGAACCGCCUGGUGCAACUGGACAUCCGGCCGCGUGACAGGAACGGGCAUAUCAACUGGCAUAUUUCCCGCGCGAAAACGGACCCGAACAUCAACAACGAAAACGACGAGUUCAACAAGAUCCUGAAGCAACGCGUCUGGUCGAUCAGCGGCAACGGGUUCAAGGGACUUGGGAACAGCGCCACGGCACAAUGGGACCAUGGCAUCGGUCCUCUCCUAGCAGUCAUCAACGAAGCUCUACAGUCCCUUGCCGGCACACCCCCACCCCCGCAAGUUCCCACACAAAUACAACAGCCACAGCAACCGUCCCCGCACCCCCAACAAGCCCAGGUUCAAGAGCAGCGCCAGCAGCCGCAACAGCAGCAGCAGGCGAAUCCGCUCCAGGGUGCCGCGGUGCCCGGCCGAUUCCCCCACCAGCUGCAGCAGGGCCAACAAUUAUCGUACCAACAACAAGCGCGUCUGCAGCAACAACAACGGCAGCAGCAGCAGCAGCAGCAGCAGCAGCAGCACAUGCAUAACCAGAACCAGGCUCAACAGGCCCAGCAACGUGCCGCCAUGAACGAUAUUAACACGCCCGUGGUGGUGCUCGACUAG